Zychaea mexicana is the source of this 432-nucleotide messenger RNA. RefSeq lists its product as uncharacterized. Gene Ontology annotation, cellular component: replication fork; Rad51B-Rad51C-Rad51D-XRCC2 complex; centrosome. Gene Ontology annotation, biological process: DNA strand invasion; double-strand break repair via homologous recombination; telomere maintenance. The coding region runs from base 1 to 432 and encodes 143 amino acids. The record is from RefSeq and is a predicted model, not a curated record. The transcript is spliced from 5 exons. Gene Ontology annotation, molecular function: single-stranded DNA binding; ATP-dependent activity, acting on DNA; four-way junction DNA binding. Lineage: Eukaryota; Fungi; Mucoromycota; Mucoromycetes; Mucorales; Lichtheimiaceae.
AUGUGGGUGCUUAUACUGAUCUACUGGGUCCACUUUCGAAUGAAGGAAUCACUACCGGUGGAUAUCAAAUCACUAAGUCGGAAGACAGGCGUUGCGUGUCAGGUGCUUCGAGCACUGCAACAAACCAUUAUUGGCAUGACGGCCGCAUCCGAAACGGACUUGGAGUGGCAGAACACAUGCACUCGAUUUUCGACUGGAUAUGCAGCGCUGGACUCUGCAUUGUAUGGAGGAUUUGAGUUUGGCCAAAUUAUUGAAAUAUACGGGUGCACUGAGAAAUCACAGUUUGUCUUACAAACCAUGGCAUCGUUUCUUCAAGAGCAUCCGGAUGCAGUAGUCCACCACAUUGACACUUUGGGCACCUUUCAACCUCGGCGGAUCGGGGAUCAAAGCCAACAGGCAAGUUGUUAUAUAGACAUGCAAGGUGUAUUGUGA